Molecule: messenger RNA, 889 nt
Organism: Zalophus californianus (California sea lion)
Lineage: Eukaryota; Metazoa; Chordata; Mammalia; Carnivora; Otariidae
Gene: BEX5
Product: brain expressed X-linked 5
Exons: 4
Coding region: 332-673 (113 amino acids)
Biological process (GO): signal transduction
Cellular component (GO): cytoplasm
Molecular function (GO): signaling receptor binding
Source: RefSeq, a predicted model, not a curated record
GGUAUCUGAGCUCACAGUGACGUGGCCCUUAGGAGACCUAGAGAGCUGACGCGUGGAUUCGUGUUUCCUCCAGACCGCAGUCUGGUAGUCGUUCGUGGCUGUGCGCCGUCUCGCUGUUGCUUGCCUUGAAGGCAGGCGAGCCUGUAACCCAGAGAAGGAGGAAGUCGUAGAAGCUGACCCUGAUCCAUAGCAGGUCGGUGUAAGCGUGGGCGCUGCUUGCGGACCCUGGGGUCUUUAGGUCGGUUGGUGCAGCAGAUUUCAAGGCUAAGAGAGGAAGACUGCUUCUGAUCCCUGCAGGAAGAGUAAGCAGGGAAAAAAAAAAAAUCUCAACAUGGAAAAUGUCCCCCAGGAAAGCAAAGGAGACGAGCAGGCUCCGGUGCAGAAUGAAGAAGAAGCCCACCCUUUGGGAGGUGGUGAAGGCCAGGAGCCUGGAGGAAAUAUGAGAGCGGGUUGGGCCCCACCUGCCCAUGAUGUUAGAGAGGAUAUGCCCAAUAGGCUUGUCAAUAACCUUGACAUGAUAGAUGGAGAUGCAGAUGAUAUGGAACGGUUCAUGGAGGAGAUGAGAGAGCUAAGGAGGAAAAUUAGGGAGCUUCAGUUGAGGUACAGUUUGCGCAUUCUUAUAGGCGAUCCCCCUCACCAUGACCAUCAUGAUGAGUUUUGCCUUAUGCCUUGAAUGCUGAGGUUAAUAAUAAUAAACCCCCUGCUUCCCAAAGUUGCAUUUUCUUGAUGUACCCUUUGCUGUGAACCUGUGAUUUUCUGUCAUUUUUAUUAUUGGAGAUUUUAUUUCAACUUAGUCUAGAAGUUUUUCUGUCAGCAGGGGAGUUUCAUCAACUUGCAUGGAAAGAUGUUUAUUACAUACUGUGAAGGUAAUAAAGCAGUUUAAAAAGCA